Messenger RNA from Nothoprocta perdicaria, 1960 nucleotides. RefSeq names its product interferon regulatory factor 6 (gene IRF6). Gene Ontology annotation, cellular component: nucleus. Gene Ontology annotation, biological process: regulation of transcription by RNA polymerase II; immune system process. Gene Ontology annotation, molecular function: DNA-binding transcription factor activity, RNA polymerase II-specific; RNA polymerase II cis-regulatory region sequence-specific DNA binding; protein binding. The record is from RefSeq and is a predicted model, not a curated record. Lineage: Eukaryota; Metazoa; Chordata; Aves; Tinamiformes; Tinamidae. The coding region runs from base 322 to 1710 and encodes 462 amino acids. The transcript has 8 exons.
GGGAGAGAUUGGGAGUCAGAUAGGCUGAGAACUCAGCCUGUUUCUCUGUGUAGACCCAGGGAGUUCUGGCGUUCUGGACUGAGCUGCUGUCCUUUGAAGGAAAAUGAAUGAAAAUCCACUAAGUGUGUGCUAAUGUGAUUAAAUUGUAGGUGACGACGAGGAAGGAGGUGGCAGGUUGUGGUGUGGCAGAGACUGACCAGCAGAAAGUCCCUCCUUCCCUUCAGYAGGGUGCUCCUGACGGGGUGGACAAGGGGGCUGAAUAUCCUGGCUCCGUAGGCCAAGGCUGAAAGCGUUUGGGCUCAGGAAACUCAUCACAAAAAUAUGACAAUGGCACUGCACCCGCGGAGAGUUCGCUUGAAGCCCUGGCUGGUGGCCCAGGUGGAUAGUGGUUUGUAUCCCGGCCUCGUCUGGCUGAACCGCGAGGCCAAGCGAUUUCAGAUCCCCUGGAAGCACGCGACUCGGCACAGCCCGCAGCACGAGGAGGAAAACACUAUCUUUAAGGCAUGGGCGGUGGAAACGGGAAAGUACCAGGAGGGAGUCGAUGAGCCAGACCCUGCCAAGUGGAAAGCCCAGCUCCGGUGCGCUCUUAACAAAAGCCGGGAGUUUAAUUUGAUGUACGAUGGCACCAAGGAGGUGCCCAUGAAUCCUGUUAAAAUUUAUGAAGUUUGCGAUAUCCCACAGUCCCAGGGAUCAAUCAUUAAUCCAGGUUCCACUGGCUCAGCUCCGUGGGAUGAAAAGGAUAACGAUCUUGAUGAUGAAGAGGAGGAAGAAUUGAAUCCAUCUCAGCAUGUCCCUAUUCAGGAGACCUUUCCAUUUCUUAAUAUCAAYGAUUCUCCGAUGGCUCCAGCCAAUGCAGAAAACUGUAGUCCUGAAGCUGUGUGGCCGAAAAAUGAACCUCUAGAUAUGGAAAUGCCUCCAACUGCCCUGCAGCAUGACUUUUUCAGCAGCCCCGAGCUCUGGAUCAGCUCUCUUCCAAUGACAGACCUAGAAAUCAAGUUUGAAUAUCGAGGAAAGGAGACUGGACCCACAACGACUGUAAGCAACCCCCAGGGAUGCCGACUUUUCUACGGAGAGCUGGGUCCAAUGCCAGAUCAGGAAGAGCUGUUUGGGCCCAUUAGUUUGGAGCAAGUAAAGUUUCCAGGAACAGAGCAGAUCACCAAUGAAAGGCAGAAGAUCUUCACGAGUCGCCUACUAGAUGUUAUGGACAGGGGACUGAUCCUGGAGGUCAGUGGCCAUGCCAUCUAUGCCGUCCGACUCUGCCAGUGCAAGGUCUACUGGUCUGGUCCGUGUGCACCUUCCUCCACUACGCCAAAUUUAAUUGAGAGGCAAAAGAAAGUCAAGCUCUUCUGUCUGGAAACAUUCUUAAGUGAGCUGAUUUCCCAUCAGAAGGGACAAAUCGAGAAACAGCCACCUUAUGAAAUCUACUUCUGUUUUGGGGAAGAAUGGCCUGAUGGAAAGCCCAGAGAGAGAAAGCUGAUUGUGGUUCAGGUCAUUCCCGUGGUGGCUCGGAUGAUCUACGAAAUGUUUUCUGGCGACUUCACGCGCUCCUUCGACAGCGGCAGCGUGCGGCUGCAGAUCUCCACACCGGACAUCAAGGACAACAUCGUGGCUCACCUGAAGCAGCUGUACCGGCUGCUCCAGAGCCACCAGGAGGGCUGGCCCAUGCAGGGCCCGGCGCUGCACAUGGCCACGCCGCUGCCCGCCCAGUGAGCACCGGGGCCCUGCUCCCCUCCCGUGCCUUGUACAUAAACAUUUCUUAAUUGGUGCCUUGCCCAAACCCAAAUCAAGUCUGUAAAUCUGGUUGUCUUGAUUGAACUUUCAACAGUCAGGGGUCUUUUUUUUAGCUCACUUUUUUAGCUGCUUGCUACCAUGCUAUACUAUGUAUAAAUCAAAUUUCUAAGCCUACUGUUUUUAUAAAAUCCACUACUGACAUGUAUAUACAUACUUGAUUGUUAGAGGG